Messenger RNA from Anopheles maculipalpis, 438 nucleotides. RefSeq lists its product as uncharacterized. Bases 13 to 438 code for a protein of 141 amino acids. Lineage: Eukaryota; Metazoa; Arthropoda; Insecta; Diptera; Culicidae. The record is from RefSeq and is a predicted model, not a curated record. The transcript is spliced from 3 exons.
CUGUUUGCUAUCAUGGGCAAGGUCGUAGGACUAGUUCUCAGCGUCGUUAUCUGUCUCGCCAUCCAAUUGGCGGCAGCAAAGGAGAAACACAUCAAGUACACCGAGAAAGAUCUGCUGCGAAAGUCGAUCGUGUACGACAAAAACACACCCGAUGUAUUCUACUGUCCCGUCAACAAACCUACCGGAAUGGAUAAGAUGAUUGUGAGGUCUCGUCCACUACAUAAACUCUGCGAGCACGAGGGUAAACCUCUACCAGCGCACUACAAAUCUGACUGCUACAAUGACGUCGAUGAGUCUAACUAUGCCUGCAAGGAGAAGUACAGAAUAAUGAUGCGCCUCAAACCUCCUGGUAGCGAGGAUCCGUACAAUGGCCAGCGCUUGAGCAGGUUUAUGGAAAUGGAUGACGAUAUGAAACGAAUCAAGUCAAGGAAACAUUGA